UGUGGAGCAUUUCCCAGAGCGACGCCCAGGUGGUGGAUGAAGCAUCGAACAGGGGGGGGGUGGGAGGAUCUGCGGCAAUGCGACGACGCGACAGAAGACUACUUCAAGGAGAAGCUGCGCAUGUCGCCACAGGUGUUCUGGGAGAUAGCGGAAGCUCUGUCUCCCUUCCUUCAACGGCGUGUCACUUUCUAUAGGGAGCCCCUCCAGCCUGACCUCAUUGUAGCGUUCGCUUUGUACAAAUGGGCAUCGGGGGAAACGUACGAGAGCGGGACGUGCAGCUUCGGCAUUGGCAGAAAGUCUGGGUUGGUGGCUAUGCGGGAUGUAACUUCGACGUUGCUGAGUGCGUACCGCGACAAGAUAUCGUGGCCAACGGGGCUGCAAAAGGCGGUCGUCUUGCUCGCUUUCGCUGACAAGGGUUUCCCCAACUGCCAUGGAUGCAUCGAUUGUACCCACAUCUUCAUCGACAAGCCAGCCCAUUGCCCCGAAAAGGACUACUACGACAGAAAACGUCGUUUCUCCGUCCAGGCUCAGGUGGUUGUCGAUCUGAACUUGUGCGUGCUGGAUGUGUUCGUCGGAUACCCGGGGAGUUGCCACGACGUGAGGAUCGUCCACCUGUCCAGUUUGUGGGCGCGCACGGAGGCAGUGGAGCUUUUCACAGGGCCACCUGUCAUGCUGCCUUUCGGUGUGCGGACGAACGGGUAUCUACUGGGCGACAACGGUUACCCCCCCUCGAAAUGGGUAGUCGUCCCCUACGGCGGUGUAUCACAGCACCUGUCGGAGAUGCGGUUCGACAACAAGCAGAAGACGGCGAGGGGAGCAGUCGAGAGGGCUUUCGGCAGAUUGAAGAGGAUGUGGAGGUUGUUCCUUCGCUCCCACAAGACGAACAUGGAGACGUUGCCGCAGCAAUUCGUCGCCGUCUGCAUUCUGCACAACAUACUCAUCGACGCGGGCAUCCCGUUCGACGACAAUGCUGUGGGAGGUCGGGCCGGAUGGUGUUCGUUGCAGGGUGGACCUUGGGAUGCAACGCCCGUUGAGGCAGAUGUGUAUGGAGUCGUCGACGGGGGAUGCGUUGAUCCUCCGGGAUGCAUUGGCAGAGCGAAUGGGUACGCAGUGAAGACGGCCAGUCGUUGGGAGCGGGCGGCAUGCAGCCGCUGAGAGAGAGAGAGAGAGAGAGAGAGAGAGAGAGAGAGAGAGAGAGAGAGAGAG
Molecule: messenger RNA, 1206 nt
Organism: Chara braunii
Lineage: Eukaryota; Viridiplantae; Streptophyta; Charophyceae; Charales; Characeae
Source: the annotation of a GenBank genome assembly